Molecule: messenger RNA, 928 nt
Organism: Medioppia subpectinata
Lineage: Eukaryota; Metazoa; Arthropoda; Arachnida; Sarcoptiformes; Oppiidae
Source: the annotation of a GenBank genome assembly
AGUGGCCAAAAAUCAUAUGAAAAUUAACUUAAAUACAUUUAAUGAUUGAUUAAAUAGUUUUGUGAAACGAUAUGUUUUUGAUGAAUGAAUCCCUUUAUGUGGUUAUGAAAUGCUAUGACAGCGAAAGCACGUGAUUAUUGUGUGAAUGCUUUUGUAUGUAAGCAUCGCUUUAGUCGUCACUUAAUAUAGCGUUGGAUUGGAUUGAAGUGAAGACUAACUGUUAAAACACAACACUUUUUGUUAAUUAGUUUCGUCGCCAAUCGUGGGCUCCGAUCAACAGGUAUUUCGCGCUAACCAUCGCCUCAAACGUGGACUAAAACACCGUUGCAUUCACUGCCAGAGUAUGUCAUCCGUGGGCUCACCGAAGAAGUUGCUGAACAAUGGACGAGAGAUACCGACCCGAAGAAUGCAAGUGAACGAUAUGAGUCAACUCCCGUACGACUACUCGUCCACUCCCGGCGGGACCCUCUUCUCCACCACACCCGGAGGCACCCGAAUAGUGUACGACCGGUCAUUCUUAAUGCAUUUGAGGAACAGUCCAAUGGCCAGAUCGCCGCCCAAGAAUUUACCCUCAAUUCCCGGCGUUACCGCUCCCCUCACUGGCAAAGAGAACCGCAGAUCACCCGUCGCUAAAGGCCUCACCACUACCUCUACACCAUUGGCAACCUGUGUCGAAGAGAAGCCAAUGCCAUCCAAUCCAACAACAGGCACCCGAAUAGUGUACGACCGGUCAUUCUUAAUGCAUUUGAGGAACAGUCCAAUGGCCAGAUCGCCGCCCAAGAAUUUACCCUCAAUUCCCGGCGUUACCGCACCCCUCACUGGCAAAGAGAACCGCAGAUCACCCGUCGCUAAAGGCCUCACCACUACCUCUACACCAUUGGCAACCUGUGUCGAAGAGAAGCCAAUGCCAUCCAAUCCAACAACAGGU